AUGUCGCCGCCUCCUUCAUACCACCAACCAAAUGCGCCAGAUUCUCCCGGUGACGACAGUGACUCAGAUAUCGCUCUCGACUUAGAUGAGCUCGAUCCUGCGCCCGCCACCGAGUCUUCUCCAGCUCCUCGCCAGUCUACCGACUUUCACAACAGACCUAUACGCCUGCAGAAGUUUCGGACAGGGUGGGGACGGAGGAAUCGGAAUAAGCCUGUUGGAACAGCACAGGAAGAAGAGGAUCUUCGAGGGCUUCUGACGGACCAUGUUUCAAGACCCGGACAUAAUGCGGACAAUGCCAGUAUUGACACAACUGGUGAAGACGAUGCGCCUUUGUUACCAACUCACAAUACUCGCGUAAGAGACAGACCUACAGAGAGCGGACUGGCGAAACUUGGAACACGACUUCGUCUACCGAGUUUCAAGUCCAACGACCCCCUAGCUAUUGGCGGUCAAGAUGAAGAGGAUGAGCCUGCUAUCGACCAUGAUCCUGCCUCAAACCGAACAGUUGCGGUAGGGCAGGUUCAGACUUCCAAAUUUCCUCCAAAUGCAAUUUCGAACGCUAAAUACACGCCCUGGAGCUUUCUCCCACGGACCCUUUACAACGAGUUCUCAUUUUUUCUCAAUCUCUAUUUCCUUCUAGUCGCACUUUCACAAAUUAUACCCGCCCUCCGCAUUGGAUAUCUGAGCACUUACAUUGCACCGCUGGCGUUUGUUGUUUCGAUCACCAUUGGGAAGGAGGCAUAUGAUGACAUUUGUCGACGGCGGCGAGACUCUGAGGCAAAUUCGGAGCCAUAUGAAGUCUUGAGAUUCGAAGAUUAUGGAAUGGCUGAUGGCACAUCAAAGGAGAAGAAGAGGAAGAUGCGCAAGACUCGAGGAAGAGAAGACGCUUCGAACCUAUCGAGGCUAAGUGGAGAAAAUGAAGACGCAAAUAGCCGCCCGACGUGCAGCGUUCGCGAGAUUACAAAGGCUUCAAAAGAUCUCAAAGUUGGAGAUAUCGUAAAGAUGGGCAAGGACCAGAGAGUUCCAGCAGAUAUGGUUCUUUUGAAGGCUUAUUCCGGAGAUGGAAAUCAGUCUGUCGAAUCUACUGUGUCCCCAUCGCCUGCGGCUGUCCCGCUCAUUGAUAUGGAUGAGCAAGGUCUCAAUCGAGCAACGACUACGCCAAACGUUCCUAGGGCCAUUGUCGAACCCAAUGGUGAAGCCUUCAUCCGAACAGAUCAGUUGGACGGCGAGACCGACUGGAAACUUCGCCUUACAACGCCAAUUUCUCAAUCUCUAGACAUACGAGAGUAUACCAGACUCCGCAUCACAGCCGGAAAGCCAGAUAAGCGUGUGAAUGAUUUCGUCGGAACUUUAGAGCUCACUCCAAAGAGCAGUAGCGAAUAUGACGCCGUGGAGGGAACGUCCUCGCUAAUACAGGCCGUUGCUUUGACGAUCGAUAACACUGCUUGGGCCAACACCGUGCUUGCAUCCAAUUGCACAGUACUUGCGGUAGUAGUCUACACUGGAGCACAGACACGGCAGGCCUUAUCAACAUCACCUUCGCGUUCCAAGACUGGCCUGCUUGAGAACGAAUUGAAUUCGCUCACCAAGAUACUCGCCCUCUUGACGUUGACUCUGUCAUUUCUGCUUGUUGCACUGCAAAAGUUCGAGCCCAAGGACAAGCACGUUUGGUACAUCUCAGUCAUGCGAUUUUUGAUCCUCUUUUCCACUAUUGUUCCCGUGAGCUUGCGCGUCAAUCUUGACCUUGGCAAGUCUGUUUACGCAAGGCUGAUUGAGAAAGAUCAAGGAAUUCCUGGAACAGUGGUGAGGACAAGCACCAUACCAGAAGAUCUUGGGCGUAUAGAGUAUCUUCUCAGUGACAAGACCGGCACACUAACGCAAAACGAAAUGGAAAUGAAAAAGAUCCAUGUCGGGACGGUGUCUUAUGCCAACGAGGCCAUGGACGAGGUCUCUUCAUAUGUGCGUCAAGGUCUCGUAGGACCCAACACUGAGCAAGGGGUUCUCGUCACUCCAGCUACAGUCAGCACAGGCCCAUCGACAGCAUCAACAAGAGCGCGAAGAGAGAUCAGCGCUCGAGUUCGUGAUGUGGUCUUGGCUCUAGCUCUCUGUCAUAACGUUACACCCACCAAUGAAGAGGAAGCUGGAAAGACGGUGACUACCUAUCAAGCCUCGUCUCCUGACGAGAUUGCAAUUGUGCGCUGGACGGAAGCCGUCGGUGUGCGUCUUCUGCAGCGCGAUCGACAGUCUAUGGUCCUGCAGUCUGUCGAUACUGGCAACGUGCUCGUACGGGUCAAAAUUCUGAAUGUGUUCCCCUUCACGUCUGAAGGCAAGCGUAUGGGCAUUGUCGUCAAAUUCCUCGAAGGAACCGAAUCAGACGCCCGUGAUGGAGGCGAGAUCUGGUUCUACCAGAAAGGUGCGGAUACAGUAAUGACCUCGAUCGUUGCCGCAAACGACUGGCUCGACGAAGAGACUGCGAAUAUGGCCCGCGAAGGUCUCCGCACGCUCGUGGUAGGCCGCAAAAAGCUCUCCCAAGAAACCUUCAAUGACUUCGCCACACAAUAUACUCAGGCCUCAAUAUCCCUCCAAUCUCGCGAGAUGGCCAUGUCCCGUGUUGUAAGCCGCUUCCUCGAAUCUAACCUCGAACUCCUCGGCGUCACAGGCGUCGAAGACAAACUUCAGCGCGAUGUCAAGCCGUCCCUGGAACUUCUCCGCAAUGCCGGUAUCAAGAUUUGGAUGCUCACGGGGGACAAGGUUGAGACGGCGCGCUGCGUUGCUGUAUCGUCCAAACUGGUCGCUCGUGGCCAAUAUGUUCAUACCAUCGCCAAACUUGAGCGCAAAGAUGCCGCUCUGGACGCUCUCGAAUUCCUUGCGUCCAAGCCCGACGCCUGUCUACUCAUCGAUGGCGAAUCCCUUGCCCUCAUGCUCACCCACUUUCGCACCCAGUUCAUCACUGCUGCAGUCGCCCUCCCCACCGUCGUCGCAUGCCGCUGCUCCCCAACCCAGAAAGCAGACGUCGCCAUCCUCAUCCGCGCCCACACCCGCAAACGCGUCGCAUGCAUCGGCGACGGCGGCAACGACGUGAGCAUGAUCCAAGCAGCAGAUGUCGGCGUCGGUAUCGUCGGCAAAGAAGGUCGCCAGGCCUCCCUCGCCGCCGACUUCAGCAUCACCCAGUUCGCACACCUCACCAAGCUCCUCGUCUGGCACGGCAGAAACAGCUACAAACGCUCCGCCAAGCUCUCCCAGUUCGUCAUGCACCGCGGCCUCGUCGUCUCCGUGUGCCAGACGCUCUACAGCAUCGCCUCCCGCUUCGCGCCCAACGCGCUCUACCGCGACUGGCUGCUCGUCGGCUACGCAACCGUCUACACGAUGAUGCCCGUCUUCAGCCUCACGCUCGACCGCGACGUCGACGAGUCCCUCGCCACCCUCUACCCAGAACUCUACAAGGAACUCACCGCCGGCCGUUCGCUCUCCUACAAGACCUUCUUCGUCUGGGUCCUCAUCAGCACCUACCAGGGCGCCAUGAUCCAAGGCCUCAGCCAGAUCCUCGUCGGCGUCGGCGCCUCCAAAAUCUCCUCUGUUGUCGACUCGGACGACGGCGGAAACAGCGGCGGCGGCGCCGUCACGCAAGCACAGGACCUCACCUUCCGCCGCAUGGUCUCCCUCUCCUUCACCGUCCUCAUCGUCAACGAACUCGUCAUGGUUGCGGCUGAGAUCACGACCUGGCACCCGGCCAUGAUCUUCAGUAUUCUCGGCACUGCCGCGCUGUAUUUUGGCUCCGUCCCCUUUCUGGGCGAGUACUACGAUUUGAGGUUUUUUGUUAGCGUCGGCUUCUUGUGGAGGGCGCUGCUGGUGGCGUGUGUGAGCUUGGUGCCGGUGUAUGCGGCGAAGAUUGUGGGGAGGACGUUGCGGCCGCCGAAUUAUCGCAAGGUUCGCGUCUUGAGAUGUUGGGUUGCGUGGAUGCGUUUCAAUGUGGAGAGAGAGAGAGAGCGCGAUGUUCGGCCGCUGGAAUAUUGA
This is a messenger RNA of Pseudovirgaria hyperparasitica, 4014 nucleotides long. RefSeq names its product phospholipid-translocating P-type ATPase-like protein. Gene Ontology annotation, molecular function: ATP binding; ATP hydrolysis activity; ATPase-coupled intramembrane lipid carrier activity. NCBI's taxonomy places the organism in Eukaryota, Fungi, Ascomycota, Dothideomycetes, Acrospermales, Acrospermaceae. The transcript has 2 exons. Gene Ontology annotation, cellular component: trans-Golgi network; plasma membrane; endosome. The coding region runs from base 1 to 4014 and encodes 1337 amino acids. Gene Ontology annotation, biological process: endocytosis; phospholipid translocation; retrograde vesicle-mediated transport, Golgi to endoplasmic reticulum. The record is from RefSeq and is a predicted model, not a curated record.